AUGGGUCCGGCUUAUGAAGGUUGGUGCUGGUCCACGCACGCUUCCUUAUGGAAAUGCGAUGGGCAUGUCCGUGAAGUCAACAGGCCAAAAUUUGAGUUGUGUCUCGACAACGCCCAGGUGGCUGGUGAAGUUCAAGGCGAGUUUGGAUGCACUGAUGAAAACCGUACCAGCGGAUCAGAUCUAUGGCUUGCAGAUCUCUGA
Molecule: messenger RNA, 201 nt
Organism: Histoplasma capsulatum G186AR
Lineage: Eukaryota; Fungi; Ascomycota; Eurotiomycetes; Onygenales; Ajellomycetaceae
Exons: 2
Coding region: 1-201 (66 amino acids)
Source: RefSeq, a predicted model, not a curated record